Pyrus x bretschneideri (Chinese white pear) is the source of this 1617-nucleotide messenger RNA. Its product is annotated as cytochrome P450 CYP72A219-like. The record is from RefSeq and is a predicted model, not a curated record. The coding region runs from base 1 to 1581 and encodes 526 amino acids. Gene Ontology annotation, molecular function: oxidoreductase activity, acting on paired donors, with incorporation or reduction of molecular oxygen; iron ion binding; heme binding. The transcript has 5 exons. Lineage: Eukaryota; Viridiplantae; Streptophyta; Magnoliopsida; Rosales; Rosaceae.
AUGGAAGCCUCACUGGGCAGUGUUGCCCUAACUGUUGUUUUGGUUAGCAUUGUAGCAUGGGCAUGGAGUUUGCUGAAUUGGGUGUGGUUCAGGCCAAAGAAAUUAGAAAGAUACCUGAGGCAACAAGGCUUGGGGGGCAACUCCUACAGACUUUUGUUUGGAGACUUGAAAGAAAGCUCCAUGAUGCACAAACAAGCAAGAUCCAAACCCAUGAACCACCUCUCACAUGAUAUAGUGCCGCACAUCCUCCCUUUUCUCCACCAGACAGUGAUCACCUACGGCAAGAAUUCUUUUAUUUGGAUGGGGCCCACUCUGAGGGUGAACAUUUUGAAUCCAGAAGAUUUGAGAGAUGUCUUAAACAGAUAUGAUGAUUUUCGGAAGCCACUUAGUAAUCCAAUAACAAGGGUACUUCCACAGGGACUUGUAAAUAUUGAUGGUGAAAAAUGGACGAAACACAAAAAGAUUAUCAACCCAGCAUUCCAUUUAGAGAAGCUAAAGGUUAUGGUACCGACAUUUUACCAAUGUUGUAGCGAGAUGAUUGAUACAUGGGAGAACUUGGUGGCCAACGAGGGUUUAUAUGAGUUGGAUGUGUGGCCUUGGCUACAGAGUUUGGCAGCCGAUGUGCUUUCUCGAGCUGCAUUUGGAAGUAGCUAUGAAGAGGGAAAGAAAAUAUUCCAACUGCUGAAAGAGCAUGCGAGAAUUGGUGCAACACUUCUAAGAAGAAGCUUAACAAGUGUCUAUAUCCCAGGAUGGAGGUUUCUACCAUCAAAAAUGAACAAGAGGAUGAAGGAAAUUAAUAAAGAGAUAAGAGUGUUAAUCAUGGAUAUUAUAAACAAAAGAGAAGGGACGAUUAAGGCAGGUGACAAUAUUAAUAAAGAUGAUUUAUUGGGUGUGCUUUUGGAGUCCAACUCCAAGGAAAUUAAGGAACAUGGGAACCACAAAAACGUUGGAAUGAGUAUUGAAGAAGUGAUUGAGGAGUGUAAGCUGUUUUACUUUGUUGGGCAAGAGACCACUGCAGCAUUUCUAGUUUGGGCAAUGGUUUUACUAAGCCACAAUCAGAAUUGGCAAAAUCGAGCAAGAGAAGAAGUCUUGCAGGUUAUUGGAAGCAAUAACACACCAACCUUUGAUGAGCUAAUGCACCUACGUGUUGUGACCAUGAUCUUACUGGAAGUUCUGAGAUUAUACCCACCGGGUGUUGAGGUGUCUAGAAUCACUCACAAGAAAACACAACUUGGGAAAUUAUCAUUACCAGCUGGAGUCGACGUCUAUGUACCCAUACUUCUUGUUCACCAUGACAAAGAAUUGUGGGGUGACGAUGCAGAUGAGUUCAAACCAGAGAGGUUUUCAGGAGGAGUUUCAAAUGCAACAAACAACAGAUUCACAUACUUCCCCUUUGGCGCUGGUCCGCGGAUUUGCAUUGGCCAAAAUUUUGCUAUGAUGGAAGCAAAACUGGCCUUAUCAUUGAUCUUACAACACUUCACCUUCGAGCUCUCUUCAUCCUAUGCUCAUGAUCCUUCAACAUACGCAACUCUUCAACCUCAAUUUGGUGCUCACAUCAUUUUACAUAAACGUCGUUAUUAGUUUUGUUAAGUAUCGAUGUUUAAAGUUCUAAACCAU